GACCGUCUCUCUAGCUUCUCGUUUGCUAGGAUUCAGAUAGACUAAUCUCUAAAACCUUAUUUUUACAUAUUUGAAUCAAAUGGAGGAUGAUCGAAAAGAGAAGAACUCUCCAUGGCUAUCAGUACCACAGUUUGGUGAUUGGGACCAGAAAGGAGGAGGAACUAUUCCUGAUUACUCUAUGGAUUUCACUAAGAUUAGAGAGAUGAGGAAACAGAACAAGAGAGACCCUUCUCGUGCCAGUAUUGGCAACGACGAUGAGCUCGUUAAACCAUCCGAGUCAGCUACAGCAACCGCUAAGCUCACCACGGUCCAUAGUGAAAAACAGCAUCACUUCUCUCCAACCCACCAUCACCAACCACAUUCCCCUUCCACGAGGAGAAGCAUCUUUAGCUGCUUCAACUGUUGCGUUAAGGCUUGAAGAAUUCUUCUCUAGCAAUGGAGCAGUUUUUUUAAAUAUUGACUUCUGUCAUUCCAAUAUGGAAAAUGUAAUGUGAUGAUGACACUUCUAUGUUUCAUAUAUGUUUGAAUCCAUUUCUAAUCUAUUACAUGAAAAAA
This is a messenger RNA of Eruca vesicaria subsp. sativa (arugula), 555 nucleotides long. The record is from the annotation of a GenBank genome assembly. Lineage: Eukaryota; Viridiplantae; Streptophyta; Magnoliopsida; Brassicales; Brassicaceae.